Dioscorea cayenensis subsp. rotundata (Guinea yam) is the source of this 1560-nucleotide messenger RNA. Its product is annotated as pentatricopeptide repeat-containing protein At5g56310-like. Gene Ontology annotation, biological process: RNA modification. The transcript has a single exon. Gene Ontology annotation, molecular function: RNA binding; protein binding. Lineage: Eukaryota; Viridiplantae; Streptophyta; Magnoliopsida; Dioscoreales; Dioscoreaceae. The coding region runs from base 1 to 1560 and encodes 519 amino acids. The record is from RefSeq and is a predicted model, not a curated record.
AUGUCGAGCAGCAGGACGAGCCUUCUUCUCCUGAAGAAAUGCAAGUGCAUGCACGACUUGAAGAAAGCUCACGCUCGUAUCAUCACUGAAGGCCUCGGCCAUGACUACUACGCUCUGAGCCGGAUCAUCGCCUUGUGUGCUGAUCCAAACAAUGGAAGCCUCACCUACGCGCAGACCAUCUUCUACCAAACUGAGAACCCCACUCUUUGCAUCCGCAACACCAUGCUCAAAGCCCUUUUACUGAAAAGAGAUCACUUUGAACUCAUGGAGCUUUACCGCAGGAUGCUCGACGAUGGCGUCCACCCGGAUCACUACACCUUUCCCUAUGUUCUCAAGGCUUGUUCUGCAAUGCAGGAUUGCAGAGCUGGAUCAGAGGUUCAUGUUCACGUCCUGAAACUAGGUUUUGGAUUUGAUGCUCUUGUGGGAAGCACAGUAAUCCUCAUGUAUGCUUCUUGUGGUGAGAUUGGUAUUGCACGGAAGGUGUUUGAUGAAAUGCCGCACAGAGUUGCUGCUUGUUGGACUGUGAUGAUUUCUGGGUAUUCCAAGAUUGGAAAGAUUGAAGAAGCGCGUGCAUUGUUUGAUGGAGCUCCUGUUAAGGACAGAGGAGUUUGGGGUGCCAUGAUUUCAGGUUAUGUGCAGAGCAAUGGUUUCAAGGAAGCAUUGCUAAUGUUUCGGCAAAUGCAGGUAGGUGGAUUUGAGCCUGAUGAGGGUGUUCUUGUGAGUGUUCUUUGUGCUUGUGCUCAUGUUGGAGGUUUGGAACUUGGGACAUGGAUUCAUAAUUAUGUGCAUUGGAUUGGUUUACCAGUGAGUGUUCGGUUAGGGACUGCGCUUGUUGAUAUGUAUGUUAAGUGUGGGAACUUGGUAAUGGCAAAGAAAGUGUUUGAUAGAAUAUCGAACAAGGACACUGUUUGUUGGAAUGUGAUGAUUUUUGGAUUAGCGAUUCAUGGAGACGGAGAUGGAGCGCUUGCAUUAUUCGUCAAUAUGGAGAAGGAAGGGUGUAGGCCGGACGAUGCAACGUUCAUUGCUAUAUUGAGUGCAUGCGGGCAUUCGGGAUUGGUUAAAGAAGGCCUUGAAAUGUUCGAUAUCAUGAGAACAUUGUAUAAGAUUGAGCCUAGAGCUGAGCAUUAUGGUUGUGUGGUUGAUUUCCUCAGUCGAGCAGGGCAAUUCGAGCAGGCAAUGGAGUUGAUUGCGAGAAUGCCGGGCUUGGCAAGUCCAUCAGAGAAAGCAAUUGCUUGGAGAGCUUUAUUGAGUGCAUGCUGGAGUCAUGGAAAGAUUGAAUUGGCUGAAAUUGCAGCAGAACAUUUAAUGCAAUUGGAAGUGCACAGUGGAGUUUAUGUCCUGCUCUCAAAUGUGUAUGAAGAAUGUGGCAGACAUUGUGAUGCUAGGAGAAUUAGAAAGAGUAUGAAACAUAGAGGUAUACCGAAAACUCCGGGUUGUAGUUCAAUAGAGAUCGGUGGCCGUGUUCACGAGUUUGUUGCUGGUGAGCAGAUGCACCUGCAAAUAGAAGAGAUAUUUGAGGUAGUAGAUAACCUGAAUGAUCAAUUGGUAUCUGCAGGAUAG